CACCCUUCUGUGGAAUAUAGACCCCCUAUUUAUAGAGCUGGCAGGGCCUGGAGCUCCGGGCUCAACACAAACUUUCAUUUAGGCAGCCACCACUACCCUGCACACACACACACACACACACACACACACACACAAACACAGAGGAGAGACAAGUGUGUUAACGUCUGCAGGGAAGAGUGGGAGUCCGAGUUUGAGAGACACACGCACAAGACAAAGAGCAGGAGGCAGAGCCGGAGAGACUGAACGCCGCUGAGGAUCCGCAGUGAAGAAGUUACAAGAACGCAGUCGAUGAGGAGAAGAACUUGACUGACAGGACAACACAGUCGUCCACCUGUUGAAGACGGAUCUCUAUAUCGGACAUUUGGAGGAGAGCUGAUUGGAGACGGACAAACAAAAGACUGACACUCUGGACAACUUGAGUGAAGGAGAACCUGGAUUUUAAAGGACAUACCGAGAUCAUACUGUUGUUCUACAGACCGUUGGAUCCAUACCAGUAUUAUCUACCUAAGUAAGCCACAUAAGUCAAGCAUUUUAGAUAUAUUGUUGAAGUUGAUGCUGUUUUAUAAGAUUAAAACAGAUGCUGUAAAAGCUUUUACAUGACUGGAUAUAAAUGUUCGCAGAUCUUAGACCCAGUGCUCUAAUUACACAGGAAGCUCGCAGAAAAAAAAAAGCUACAGACAUUUGUAAUUAAGGGUCAUCUAUAAAAAGGACCAAAGAAAAGGGUGAGGCCUGUGUGAAAGAAAAUUGCGGGCCUCAGCGUGUCAGGAACGCGAAGUCAAAACAUUGUGAAGUCAAAAUAUUCCAUAUCAACAAGGACACCGGCUCAAAGAGACGGACGCUAAGAGAAGAAGGGCUUCUCCUGGGGGACGAGGCUCGCCAUGGAUUCUCAUGGAGGACACUACCUCAACAAAGAGGCCGUGCUGUCUCCGCUGGGCAUCGCCCGGAUGUGCCAGCUGCUGCUGGGCUGCACCAUCAUGGCCCUGGUGUCCCACAGCGCGGGCUACAGCGCCAACUACGGCACCUUCUGCAUGUUCGUGUGGUGCUUCUGCUUCGCCGUCACGCUGCUGGUGUUCACCCUGGACAUCACCCGGCUGCACACCUGCAUGCCCAUCUCCUGGGACAACUUCACCGUGGCCUUCGCCAUGCUGGCCACGCUCAUGUACAUCACCGCCUCGGUGGUGUACCCCGUCUACUUCCUCCAGACCGAGUGUCCGGACGAGAGCUGCGAGGUCCAGUUCUACCGGAUCGCCGUCACCGUCUGCUCCAGCGUCUGCUGCUUCCCCUACGGGGCCGAGGUCUUCCUGACCAGGGCCAAGCCGGGCGCCGUGGUGGGCUACAUGGCCACCGUGUCGGGCCUGCUCAAGGUGGUGCAGGCCUUCGUGGCCUGCAUCAUCUUCGGCGCGUUGGCCAACGACAGCGAGUACAGCGUGUACAUCGCCACCCAGUACUGCGUGGUGGUGUUCAGCCUGUGCUUCUCCGUCACCGUCAUCGUCAUCGUGCUGACGGUGUCCGGCCGGACCGCCGCCCUGCGGCUCCCCUUCGACCGCUUCGUGGUGAUCUACACCUUCUUCGCGGUGGUCCUCUACCUCAGCACCACGCUGAUCUGGCCCAUCUUCAGCUUCGACAAGAAGUACGGCAACACCACCCGCCCGGAGGCCUGCCCGCGUGGAGCAUGCCCUUGGGACAGCAAGCUGGUGGUGGCCGUGUUCACCAGCGUCAACCUGAUUUUGUACUUUGUUGAUCUUAUUUACUCCCAGAGGAUCCGCUUUGUCUCAAGCUCUGCUGUAUGAGGACUUUCUCAUGACGCCUUUUUAAAGACAGAAACUUUGAAACCACAUCUAUCAUUCAGUUCUGUGUGAAAGACUCUUUGCAUUUUAUCCAUGAUUCCUCAUGUAUGUGAGGCGUUUGCUCCCAUCAGUAUUCAUCUACUGUCCAGAAUGUGUACAGACGUGUACUGCACUCACAAAUGAAGACAAAUAUUUACUGUUUUUCUGAAUUAAUGAGGCGCUCAGAUA
Molecule: messenger RNA, 2015 nt
Organism: Salarias fasciatus (jewelled blenny)
Lineage: Eukaryota; Metazoa; Chordata; Actinopteri; Blenniiformes; Blenniidae
Gene: myadml2
Product: myeloid associated differentiation marker like 2
Exons: 1
Coding region: 879-1790 (303 amino acids)
Cellular component (GO): membrane
Source: RefSeq, a predicted model, not a curated record